AUGACCCCCCCGACGAAACACCUCCACAUCGCCAUCCUCGACACCGACGUCCCCGUCCCCACCGUCUACGCCCGCCGCGGCCUCUACAGCUCGCAAUUCCGCCACCUCCUCCGCGCCGCCGCUGCCACCAUCAACAACGCGGACUACGAGAUCCACACCACCGCGUUUGACGUGGUGGGCGGCGAGCUCCCUGCGUACGGAAGCUUAUAUACGACCAAGUCACCGGAAACCACCGAUGCAGUUAACCCCCUGAGCUACCCCAUCACCGGCAUUCUCAUCACCGGCUCCUCCGCUGCCGCCUACGCCACCACCCUUUACCCGUGGAUCGACCCGCUGACGGAAUUCCUGCGGACAGUGCAUGCGCAGUACCCGGCUGUGCGGGUGUUUGGGAGCUGUUUCGGACAUCAGCUUAUCGCGCGGGCACUUCUGUCGUCCAACCCUCCUAAAACCGACCAUGUCUGGGAUGAUGGCAGAGAAGCAGGACCCUAUGUGGCGGUUGAGCCCGCGCCGGGGGGGAGGGAAGUCGGGUUGAAGACUGUUACGCUCUUUCCGGAGUUUGUGGGGAGGUUCCCGGAGGCAUUCGCGCGGAGACGGUGGGAGAUGCAGAUGAUACACGGCGACCACGUUCGCAUCCUCCGCCCGCUCCCACAAGACUGGUGCGUGAUUGGGAGGAGCGAGGAGUGUGCGGUGCAAGGGCUGUAUUGGCCCGGACAGGUGUUGAGCUAUCAGGGACAUUUCGAGUUCGAUGCGGAGGUCAAUCGGGAGACGUGUUUGGAGUUUGCCAGGAGGGAGAACUGGAGCGGAGAGGAUGUGGGGAGGUGGGUGCAGGCCAUUGGGGAUGGUACGCAGAGGAAUGAUGCGGAGGGGGCGGCGGAGGUGGUGGAGAUUCCCAUCUCCCACCGAUAAAAAUACCAGCAAUCACCCGAAGCGUACGAGGCGCAUGAGGCGCGUUGGAAGCUGUGGUAGUCGACAUGUUACCAGGGUUCAGCUUUAGGAAGUUUUGUCCCCGAGUCUUGACAAGUUGGUGAAUAUCAGGUCAGGUCUGUCCGGUUAUAAUGGAUGGAUGAGCAGAUUACUAGGUAAGUCGUGGCCGAGGGUGCAUUUAUAUUCCCAGUGCAGAUGAGGCCGAAUCGAAGAGUCAGACUGGAGAACUUCUGUAUGCUCGAAACAUUUUGGUGCCAUCUCUUCGGAU
This is a messenger RNA of Aspergillus saccharolyticus JOP 1030-1, 1192 nucleotides long. Its product is annotated as type 1 glutamine amidotransferase. Gene Ontology annotation, cellular component: nucleus; cytosol. NCBI's taxonomy places the organism in Eukaryota, Fungi, Ascomycota, Eurotiomycetes, Eurotiales, Aspergillaceae. The record is from RefSeq and is a predicted model, not a curated record. Bases 1 to 906 code for a protein of 301 amino acids. The transcript has 4 exons.